Racocetra persica is the source of this 146-nucleotide messenger RNA. Lineage: Eukaryota; Fungi; Glomeromycota; Glomeromycetes; Diversisporales; Gigasporaceae. The record is from the annotation of a GenBank genome assembly.
AAGACGCUGCUGCUGCUUUAGGCGCUUGCGGGAUUUCUAAUCAGAAAGGCGCAAAUUUGAUAGUAUUAAAGAUGGCAAUGAAUCGUCAUCUUCUUUUAAGGGAAAGAAUAAAGGUUUUAAGUCAGAUAACAUUGAAAUUUUCAUAG